CCUGGUUUCCUGGUUUUCUGCUUCCGUAUCGCGCUUGAACCCCGCGAUUUGCCCCUCGUUCCCGUCUUCUUCUCUUGACGCUCUCUUUCUCUCUACCCUCCAUCUCCUUGCCCACGAACUCUACUUGAACGGCCACUUGUCCUGAGUCGCAAACACUCUCUGACAAAAAUUGAACAUUCCCUUGAGCCAAUUGAUACUUUCAAAUACCCAUUCAACCCACCUCAACCACACUAGCCUCCCAACGAGUCCUCUCGCCGUAAAUCAGACAAUAUGGCCCCCCACGCAAACGGCGGUACCCCUCAGUCCAAUGGCGGAGUGGAGUCGAGAUACCACGCCUCUUCGACCCAGGCCGCGAUCAAGUCCGAGGAGGAGCUUGCUGCCCACAACUACCACCCGCUGCCCGUCGUCUUCUCCAAGGCCAGCGGCGUCCACGUCUGGGACCCCGAGGGCAAGCAGUACCUUGAUUUCCUCUCCGCCUACAGCGCCGUCAACCAGGGCCAUUGCCACCCCGAGCUGGUCAAGGCCUUGACGGAGCAGGCCAGCAGAUUGACUCUCAGCUCGAGAGCCUUCUACAACGAUGUCUUCCCCAAGUGGGCCGAGAAGAUCCAGCAGGUCUUUGGCUACGACAUGGUCCUGCCCAUGAACACGGGCGCCGAGGCCGUCGAGACGGCAAUCAAGAUUGCCCGCAAGUGGGCAUACAAGGUGAAGGGCGUUGAGCAGGGCAAGGCUCUGGUCUUCUCCGUCAACGACAACUUCCACGGCCGAACUAUGACUGCAAUCUCUCUGUCAGUCGACCCCGAAUCGAGGGACAACUACGGCCCCUAUGUCCCCGGCAUUGGCGCCGUCAACCCUUCCACGGGCAAGGCCAUUCGCUACAACAACGUCGAGGAUAUCGAGGCCGUGUUCGAGGCGCAUGGCAAGGACACCGCUGCCAUCAUCAUCGAGCCGAUCCAGGGCGAGGCCGGUGUCGUGGUUCCCGACGACGACUACCUGAAGAGAGUGAAUGAUCUUUGCAAGAAGCACAACGUCCUCUUCAUCUGCGACGAGAUCCAGACUGGUAUCGGUCGCACCGGACGCAUGCUGUGCUCUCAGUGGGCCGGCAUCAAGCCUGACAUGAUCACGCUGGGCAAGGCCAUCUCUGGCGGUCUGUACCCCGUCAGCUGCGUUCUGUCGAGCAAGGAGAUUAUGCUUGUCGUUGAGCCCGGCACGCACGGCUCCACCUACGGCGGUAACCCCCUCGGAUGCGCCGUGUCUAUCCGCGCCUUGGAGAUCAUGGAGGAGGAAGACCUGACUGCCAAGGCUGAGAAGCUGGGCAACAUCUUCCGCGAGGGCAUCAGAGCCUUCAACUCGCCCAUUGUCGAGCUGGUGCGUGGAAAGGGUCUGCUGAACGCCGUCGUCAUUGAUGAGUCGGCUACGGCUGGCCGCACCGCCUGGGAUCUGUGCCUGUUGUUGAAGGAGAAGGGUCUGUUGGCCAAGCCUACACACGGCAACAUCAUCCGCUUCGCUCCUCCUUUGGUCAUCUCCGAGACCGAGCUCCGCAAGGCCAUCAACAUCAUCGGGGAGGCGCUCAAGGAGCUCCCGACUGUCGAGAAGGCCGCGCACCACUAAGUGAAGAUAGAGCUCACUGAGAUGGUAGUGAUGACAGACAGAUACGCUCUCCAACGGGGUGUACUUGUCGAUGAUCGUCGAGCGGCUGGUGUCCUGUCACACCACACUUUAGUGUGGGGUACGGUUGGUCAAGUCGGGAUCCAAUGAUGGACCCUGGCGAAUAGCCUUAAUGACGCAGCAGUUCGCGGCUUGGUUUGGACAUUUAGUUGAGAACUACAAAGAGCAUCGCUUCGUCGAAGCGCAUGUUAUUUUGUCUGCCCUCGAGAACGGGGGGAAAAAAGAAGGCAGCUUCAAGUUGCGGCGCGGGGGAUUGUCUCACGAUAGGGUCAGGUCACACUUGCCUUGCCUGGGACAGGCAGCAUUGGGAUUCCCUUUUUUUUUUUUUCAUCACACACGGGUACGGAGCAUGGAGCAUAC
Molecule: messenger RNA, 2025 nt
Organism: Colletotrichum phormii
Lineage: Eukaryota; Fungi; Ascomycota; Sordariomycetes; Glomerellales; Glomerellaceae
Product: ornithine aminotransferase
Exons: 4
Coding region: 271-1608 (445 amino acids)
Cellular component (GO): cytoplasm
Molecular function (GO): identical protein binding; L-ornithine transaminase activity; pyridoxal phosphate binding
Source: RefSeq, a predicted model, not a curated record